UUCUCUAUGGUUUGGGUUGGGCGUUUGGGUUUGGCUUCGUUAUUGAUUUUUCUCUAUUACAUUGAUACGAAUCGUCUUGAUUGUGUUUUAUUCGUGAAAAAUCUAUUAAUCUAAGUAAAAGUGAUUACAGAAGUAUUCAUCAUUAUAUUUUCUUGAACAAAGAAUCAUACAUUCCGAAAAAUGGCAAGCACUUCGACUGGAAGUGGAAAUAAACAGCUAGAAGGUUGGACCAAGGUAGAUAAGUUCCAGUUGUUACAAGCUUUUAAAAAAGUUGGUUCCAACGUUGAACUCAUUAAAGAAAUGAUUCCCUACAAAACUGAAGCCGAAAUUAUAGAGGCUGUAGGAUAUUACAAAGGUUUAGCUUAUGCACAACUUCCUGCAGCUAACCCCCCACCUAAAGUAAAUAAAAGAAAGAGUUCAGUUAAGGUGCCAUCGACGCCUCUAUCAGAGUGGGCCAAGUUAAUUUUAGAUACUCAUGGAACGGAUGGGAUCCAAACAGCAACAGCCGACGCAUUACGUUUGAUAGCUGAGUAUGAAAACAGAUCAGAUCCCAUUUUCACUGAGAAUAUUGAUUUUAAAAAAGCAUACCUUAUGCUAGCUGAUGCCUUGGAAGGCAAACCAAUACCAGAUGAUAAGGAUAUUCAAGCAGUUUUUGAUAAAUGUAUAGCUGAAACAGCACUGACCGCCAGGGAACUUCUUAAAGGCAAUCCAGCUUUAAGAGAGCUCAUUCAAUCCCUGGGGAACCCAGCCACAGAAGAUUCUAAUAAAUUCGCUAAACCUACAGAAGACGCUGAACUUACAAUUCUCCGAGAGUUGAUCACUAAAAUGAACUACAACCCUUUAAAUAUAUCUGAGGCCAAUCUGAAAUUCCCUACCAAUGCUGCAAAAUUGAACGAGGAGGAGUAGAGUAUACACCAAGAAAUUUAUAGGGUUCUGUGGUUUAGUAGUAAUAGAACCCAUAUUUUAAUAUUCAAAUAAUUUAAUUUACCUCUGCUACAUGUAAACAGCGGAUGGUUUUUUCUUAUCUGUUUAUCUCAUAGUGUAAGAUGUAGUUGGUUAACUCUAUAAAACUACCGCAUCUGUGUUUAAGCUAUUUUUGUUUGAUUUAGUUUUCUAUUUAUUAUUAAGGUUAAAAGUUAUGCUAAGUUUUGUUUAUAUGUAUAGUUCAAAAGGAGGGGACUCUUUUGAUAUACACUUGGCUGUGUUUUUUAUUGUUUUAAUACAAUGUACUAUAAGUUCGAUAUGAUACCACCAAACAUUGUAUGUUUUGAUUUGUGAUAACUUAAUUUAUUGAUGUGAUAUUGUCUAUAUGUCAUGGACCCAUAGAUAUUAGUAACUCAAACCCGAUUUAACAUGACAAAGCAGGGGAUGAGAAGAGUAUUUAUAUCAAACUGCCUAAGUGGUAGGAAAAAUAAUUAUGCUAGUUUAAGUAUAAUUGUUACUAACAUAAUUGAGUGACUAUUAUUCUGAUUUACUUGUUUGAUUGUGAUUUACUUAUUUUUAAGUUGAGUCAAUUAUGUUGCUACUCAAGUGUUUUUACAAUUCCAUUAAACAGUAUGCAGUAUGCUUCUUCACUAAUAUAAUAUAAUUAAUGUGAAUGUUUAGAUAUAGAUAAGAUUUGAGAGAAUAAACUCAUUGAACAAUCUAA
Bicyclus anynana (squinting bush brown) is the source of this 1648-nucleotide messenger RNA. RefSeq lists its product as uncharacterized. The transcript has a single exon. Lineage: Eukaryota; Metazoa; Arthropoda; Insecta; Lepidoptera; Nymphalidae. The record is from RefSeq and is a predicted model, not a curated record. Bases 181 to 906 code for a protein of 241 amino acids.